AUGAAGAGCAAGAAGCCUAGCCAGGGUCGCCAAAAGAUUGCGAUUGCCAAAAUACCAAAUAGAAUCAACUUACAAGUCACAUUCUCAAAGCGUUGUUCAGGACUCUUCAAAAAGGCUAGUGAGCUCUGCACACUCUGUGGAGUUGAGAUUGUGAUCGUAGUCUUUUCUCCGGCUAACAAGCCAUUCUCUUUCGGCCAUCCUAGUGUUGAGAGCCUCAUCGACCGCUUUCUUACUUCAAACCCUUCAUCAUUUUCUAGUAGUACUCAUCAAGCUCCAUACUGCAGGGAGGUUAGUAUUGAACAUAAGCUCAAUAUGCAGCUAACGCAGAUUCAAGGUCGCUUGGAGGCUGAGAAACAGCGAGGCGAAGCGCUUGACAAGAUGAGUGAGGACAGCAAGAGAUCAAGUCAGUGUUGGUGGGAAAACUCCAUUGCGGAACUUGGAUUGGAUGAGCUCCAGAUAUUGAAGGCUGCAAUGGAGGAGCUCAAGAAGAAUGUGACUGAACAAGUUCACCAAAUGAAUGACCCUUGCAAUUCUUCGGUACCAUUCUUAAUGAUGAAUGGUUUUCAAACUGAUCAUCAUCUUUCUGAUAGAAAAGCUGUUGAGAAUGGAUCACAUGGUUCCAUGAUCCAUCCUAGUGCCUAUAGCUUUGGUUAUGGACAUGGCUUUUUCUGA
Messenger RNA from Fragaria vesca subsp. vesca, 672 nucleotides. Its product is annotated as agamous-like MADS-box protein AGL61-like. Gene Ontology annotation, biological process: positive regulation of transcription by RNA polymerase II. Gene Ontology annotation, molecular function: DNA-binding transcription factor activity, RNA polymerase II-specific; protein dimerization activity; RNA polymerase II cis-regulatory region sequence-specific DNA binding. Lineage: Eukaryota; Viridiplantae; Streptophyta; Magnoliopsida; Rosales; Rosaceae. The transcript has a single exon. Bases 1 to 672 code for a protein of 223 amino acids. The record is from RefSeq and is a predicted model, not a curated record.